Messenger RNA from Funneliformis geosporum, 1470 nucleotides. Lineage: Eukaryota; Fungi; Glomeromycota; Glomeromycetes; Glomerales; Glomeraceae. The record is from the annotation of a GenBank genome assembly.
AUGUCUGUUCAACGUCGCAAGAAAUCUAAUAGAUCUAAUGAAUACCGUAAACUUAAACGUGAACAAGCAUUAAAAGAAUUAGAAGAUCUCGAAACAAGAUGUCAGAAUUUGUCACCAGAUUCGAUAUAUGGAAGAUUUAUUGAGUUGCCCUUAUCCCCUUUAACCCAACAAGGUCUACAGCAAUCGAAUUACGUCGAAAUGACGGAAAUUCAGCGUAAAGCCAUACCAAUUGCUUUACGCGGUCGUGACCUUUUGGGUGCCGCGAAGACUGGUAGUGGCAAGACAUUAGCUUUUCUUAUUCCAUUGAUUGAAUCAUUAUAUAGAAAAAGUUGGUCACAAUUGGAUGGAUUGGGUGCUUUAGUUAUAGCACCAACACGAGAAUUGGCGGUUCAAAUAUUCGAGAUUCUUCGAAAAAUAGGAAGAAAGCAUUCUUUGUCAGCUGGUCUCGUGAUAGGUGGAAAGGAUGUAAAUAUCGAACAGGAACGUAUAAAUAGGAUGAACAUUCUCAUUUGUACUCCUGGACGUUUAUUGCAACAUAUGGAUCAAACUGUAAACUUCAAAUGCGAUAAUCUCCAAGUAUUAGUGCUGGAUGAGGCGGAUCGUAUUCUUGAUUUGGGUUUUGAAAAGACUAUAAACGCCAUAAUUGAAAAUUUACCAAAGGAGCGACAGACUUUGUUAUUUUCCGCAACCCAAACAAAAUCUGUUAAGGAUUUAGCUCGAUUAAGCCUUCAGGAUUCCGAAUAUAUUUCUAUAGUUGAAGAGUCGAAACAUAGCACACCAACUAAUUUAUCACAACAUUAUUUAGUUUGUGAAUUACCUCAAAAAUUGGAUAUCUUGUAUUCAUUUAUUAAAUCUCAUUUACAAGUGAAAGCCCUUGUAUUCUUCUCUAGUUGCAAGCAGGUUCGAUUUGUGUUUGAAACUUUUUGUAAAUUGCAUCCAGGAAUUCCAUUACUUCACUUGCAUGGCAAACAAAAGCAAACCAAACGAUUGGAAAUUUUUAAUAAAUUUUCUUCAAUGAAAUUUGCAUAUUUGUUUGCUACUGAUAUUGCAUCAAGAGGUUUGGAUUUCCCCGCCAUUGAUUGGGUAAUACAAGCAGACGCUCCAGAAAAUGCUGAAACAUAUAUUCAUAGAGUUGGACGAACAGCAAGAUACGAGGCUUCGGGUCAAGCUUUAUUAUUUUUGCUGACAAGCGAAGAACAAGGAAUGAAAGCGUCUUUAGAUAGAAAAAAGGUGCCGAUUGACAUGAUUAAAGCAAAGUCCAGCAAGACAUUUAGCAUUCAAAACCAGUUGCAAUCGCUAUGUUUCAAGGAUCCUGAAAUUAAAUACCUUGGACAAAAAGCAUUUAUAUCAUAUAUGCGAUCAGUAUAUUUGCAAAGUGAUAAAUCCAUAUUUAAAGUAGAUGAAUUACCUGCAGAGGAAUUUGCUGCUGCUCUCGGAUUGCCCGGUACUCCAAAAAUAAAAUUCGUCAAG